UCAGGGGCUGAGUACCGGGUCCGAUCUCUUCGAGACCACCCCUUCUCUCCCCUCGGCGACCCAGGCCAAAGUCAGGCGGGGGCUGUGGGUGGUCAGGCCCUUUCCAGAGAAGAACUCGGGCCCCUGGCCAGCCCUAGCUCCACCUCCGCCUAGUCGGAUUCGCGCUCCCAAAACGCAGGCGGACAGAGGAGACUUGGUGAGAGCACUAGACUAGGAGUCCUUGGGUCUGCGUUGAACCCUGGCUCGACCCUCCACUGCCUCAGCGACCUAAGGAACGAUGUUUCCCCUCCUUGAGUGUCGGCUUCCUGCCAGAGAGGCUCGGGUGUGAGGGCUGUCGACAAACUACACCUCGCCCAGCAUCUUCAGUCCCGAGCAGUCGGGAGCGGGAUGCUAUUACGGCAGUGCUCCCGGGCACCCGGAGACGGGGACACACAGGUGUCUUCAUGCAGGGCGCGAGCAUCCCGGGGGAGGCACCGCAGGUACCUUUGAAUCCGCAGGUUUUCAAAGGAGUUUAAGGGAAUCCCCGGAGUAGCUUGUUACAAGCACAGAUCCCGGUGACUCCGGGUCUGAUACGGAGCCGGGAAACUGCGUGUUUACAUAGUAGUUUAUUUAACGGCGACCUAGUUAACAAUCGAUUCUGGUUGCGGUGAGGUCAAUGUCGUGAAUUUUGGAGAAGGAGCAAUUGCAACUCACGGAGAGCCGGCUGGGAAAACAGACGUGGGAGAGGCCACCUCGCCUGGGUCAUUAGCGAUGCCUUGAGAAACCGAGAGGCGACCGCACUCCUGACCUCAGGCUCGGGCUCCUGGGGUAGCGCUCAGCGUGCCAGUUACAUCUGACCUCUCCAUCUCCACCUGGCUGGGGCCAGUGACCAUCCUCAGCAGCUGAUACAAGGAGAACUUGGAGACCUGGGAGUACUCAGGGGAGCUACCUCUUGAAACAAGGAGCUCUGGGGCCAAAUGUUACGGGUCCUUCUGUCUGGCCCAGGGAGAAGGGGAAGCACCCAGAGCUGGGCCUUCAGCUCAUGGCUACCCCAUCUGCCUCUGGCUGGGUUGUCAAAUGCCAUGGAGCUUGUCAGCCACUGGACAGCAGUCUUUGAGAAGAGGGGCAUCCCUGAGGCCCAGGAAUCCAGUGAAUACAUCGUGGCUCAUGUCCUUGGAGCUAAAACAUUUCAGAGCCUAAAGCCAGAACUUCGGACCCAGCCCUUGACCCCUUGGCAGCUUCAGCACAUCCAAGAGCUGAGUAACCGCCGAUUGCAAAGGAUGCCUGUGCAGUACGUCCUUGGGGAGUGGGACUUUCAGGGCCUCAGUCUGAAGAUGGUGCCCCCAGUGUUCAUCCCUCGCCCAGAAACAGAGGAGCUGGUUGAAUGGGUGCUGGAAGAGGUGACACAGGGGUCCUGUGAGGUGGGAGCCCAAGGUGGUCCCCUUAUCCUGGAGGUAGGCUGUGGAUCUGGGGCCAUCUCCCUCAGCCUGCUGAGCAAACUCCCCCAGAGCCGAGUCAUCGCUGUGGAUAAAGAAGAAGCUGCCAUCUGCCUGACCCGUGAGAACGCUCAGAGGCUGUGGUUGCAGGACAGGAUUCGGAUCAUCCCCCUUGAUGUCACCUUAGAGGGGAGUUGGGCACACCUUCUGCCUUGGGGCUCUGUGGACCUGGUUGUCAGCAACCCUCCUUACGUCUUCCACCAGGACAUGGAGCAGCUGGCCCCUGAGAUCCGGAGCUAUGAAGAUCCAGUAGCCUUGGAUGGUGGAGAGGAGGGCAUGGACGUCAUUAUCCACAUCCUGACCCUGGCAUCUCGGCUCUUGAAGGACUCUGGAAGCAUCUUCUUAGAAGUGGACCCAAGACACCCAGAACUUGUUGGCAACUGGCUCCAGGGCCGGACUGACCUGUCCCUCAGUCUCGUAGCUAUACGCAAGGACUUCUGUGGGAGGCCUCGGUUCCUGCAUAUCCAGAGGUCUGAGCCACAGCGUGACUUCCCUGUGGAUGUCUGGCCAGGGCCCCAGCCUGCCAAAGUGCCUGGCUGAUGCUUCUUCCUGGAAUGCUACUUGGAGGGAAGUGGAUGGUGCCUUGCAGAACCCCAGAUGCUUGCACUAUUUCCUAUGGCUCUGUGAUUGGCCAUGCUCUAUGUUGCAAGGAUACUUGGGGGUAGAAGCAAGAGAGGGUGUCCUUCCUAAGGCAGCAAAGAGCAAGGACAUCCAUAGUCCAGCUCAGGAGCUAAGUAGACUCAGCUUCCCAGUCUAGCUCUGUCAGGUUGGUGUGUCCAGGCUGGUGGCUCAGCCUCGGUGGGUAGAAUUGCCUCUGUGAUGUUAGGAGUUAUGGCUAAUAAAGCAUCGAGAGACCUACAAGUAGUGACCUGUUAGUAUGAUUUGUGUGUCCCCUGUCUUCUCAUACCAAGGCUAUGCUGGAGGUAAGAUCUUCCUUUUGCCCAACCUGCCAUCAGGCCCAAGGUCACAUCCUGGUGAGGGCAGAGGCUGAGAUCUCAAAGGUUGGCCUGGCUCCAGCAUCAUAGCUCAACUUCAAGGCCAACCAAGCCUGUCGCUACAGACUUGAGGCCCUGCCCAGCUAGUCUACUUGGCCUGGACUUCUUUCCCCGGGAGAGUCAAGUCUCACAUUUUUCUGGGAAUGAAGUUGUCUCCAAGACCUGCUCCAGUGACCCUAGCUGCCCCUACAUUGUCACUUUCCAUCAUUAUGCUCUCUUGGGGUGCCAUACCCACACGCUUGCCAAGGUCUUUCCUCAGUAAUGGGCCUGAGGCCAGAAGGGAAACGUACUGACUAAGGUAUGGCCCAGACUGUGGGACAAGGGGGCAGUAGACCCCUAAUUGGUUCAGGCAGCUGUUUUGAGAUGCUACUGGAGACUGUAAGAACACAGGUGGGAAGAGAGGAGGGGCAAUAGGCAAAAAGGUCUGAGGUCAGAAAGCUAAGAGCUUUGAUACCCCACUCUGCCCUUCCAGAUUCCUUCUGGAAUAGCCAUGAGAUAGAAUUUCUAGACUCAGGGGAGACCUGGGGCAACUGGCAGUCCAUGCAACUGGAGCAGGUUAAGUGACCACACUGUCUCUGGCCACCACACUACCAGGUCAGAGCAUUGAAAGUGCCAGGAUGGGGUUGGGGAAGAGUGACAAAAAGAGCCAGCUUCCCCUGCAUGUUCCUCAGGACCCACCCUGAUACAGCCUCACCCCAGCACCUGCCAACCUGGAUGUUUCCUGUUACUAUGGACAGAAGGAUUGGGCCUUCAGGCCUCCAGGCAGCAACGAGUCUGCAUAGCUCAGAGCUUGGAUGGAGGUCACAACCUGGUGGCCACUCUAUGUCAGCUUCUCACUCUCCCCAGGGACAGAUGGAUUAUCUGAAACCCCAAGGUCAACUUGGCUAAAAGUUAUGGGGAUAAAAUGUCAACAAAAGCCCUGUUCACCCUUCACUGGCUUAAAUCUUCAGGUAAAUGAAUGUGACCCCAGAAUUGUGCAGAAAAGACCCUCAGCCCCAUCCUUUCCCCAAAGCAGACAGUCAUCCUGAGCUGAAACUCAGAUGCAGCUUCUCUGCUCAAAGCUGGGACACAGCCUGGGAAACGUGGGCAAGCCAGGCCUCUGGCUGUAUAAGCCAGAAGCAGCAGCUGUGUGCCUUCCUCUACACGGCCUCCCAUCCAGAGCCUUGACUUACAAGCCUGAGAAAUGGAAAAAAGUGUUUGUGCUUAAUAGCGUAGUUGUGAGGAUCCUGUGGGAUGCACCUUUCACGGGGCAGAGUAUUUUCAUUGCCUGCCUCAGAGGACAGACGUAGGGAGGGCCCUGUACCCUUAUGGGCCUGUCUGGUGCUUGGCACCAUCACAAGGCAGGCAGAAGCACAGCAGUCUGGGAAGGAGGGAAGGCAGGGAUUCCAUCUUGGGCUCUUCUCUCUGCCCUCUGGAGAUGGAGCCUCCAAGAGGCUGGUAGCCAGGCAGCAGCUCCGGAUCUCCCCUCAGCACCUCUCCCUUCUCUCCAGGGUCUGAGUGCCCCAAAAUCCAGGCCAUAGCAGCAGGUGUUUCAAGUUAGGGAAAGCCAGGCUCACCGGCCCUAUCUCCACCCUCCCAGUGGCCAGGACCAGAGAGGAGCUUUCUCUGUAGCAGGUGUUGUGGAGCCCUGUAGGACGAAGGGCAGGAGAACAUGGAGCUGAUGAUGGAUCCAGCCUCCGCAGCCCCUGAGGCCUGGAGGGAUGUGCAUGCUGCCCACCAGCCUCUUCAGCCCAGCUCAGCAUGGGCAGCGGGUAUAGAGACCCUGACCCACAUACUCUCGAACAACAAUUCCAUCCCUCUUCUGACACUUGAGGAAAUUGAGACUGCCCCACAUUUGGAUACUUUACCUAGCUGCCCAUGGGUUUCCAAGAGUCCUACUGAGCUGCUUUAAUGAAAUGUGCCCUCCUCCCCCAAAACUCCUAACCUCAAGAAAUAGGCCUUUUAUGCUCCCCUAUUCCCACCUGGACCCUUGGCCAUUAACUGCUCCCAGUCCCUGCUCUCAAUCUUUGGCUGGCUCCCCGUGACCUGAGUGUGGCCUCUGUGUCCUGCAGAGUCCAGGUCUGAAUAGCUAGGGAAGAUGGCAAUGGAAAAGGACCUGGAGACCCUCCCAAGGCCCCGUUUGUGCUCGGAGUAAGCUUCCAUCAGUGCAAAAGUUUCCACCGUUGACAAGCUAUGAGAACUGCUGACCUGUGGUGAGAAACCCUGUUAAGCUCUGCAGUUCAGCGUGUCCUUUUCCAUCCACCUUUGGAUUCUUUCCUUCACUGCCCUGGACUCUAGCUUCCCUGCAGAAUUCCAUUCCCUAAACACUCCUCCCCUUAGCCCCAAAAGUGGGGAUGCCUUUGCCCACCACCGCCAAUCCAAAUCACCUUCCCCUUCAAGCUCCAAAGGCUGCCUCCUCUAAGACACCCGCCCUGACUUCUGUUGUCUCCACCUGCCCCUUGCCCAUACUUCUGCCAGCACCAAUGGCAUUCUGCCCUACACUUUUGGAAACCUCCCUGUCUCCUUCAUGUCUCUGGGGUCCCAUGUGGAUCUGGCAUACCACUCAGUAAAUGUCCACCAAUAAGCCAACUCUGUGUGUUUACUAGAAUUAACCUGGGACUUCCCAUGUGGUUCAUAUGUGACCUGAUAGCAGCUCUCAAAUAUUCUAGUCAGCAGGGAGAGGAAACCAUGAGGGCCUGGCGUCCCACCCGAGCCAGGCAGCUGUUUGAGUUGAGCCAUGGUGCUGUGAGGGCUCAAAUG
Talpa occidentalis (Iberian mole) is the source of this 5209-nucleotide messenger RNA. RefSeq names its product HemK methyltransferase family member 1 (gene HEMK1). Bases 957 to 2015 code for a protein of 352 amino acids. Lineage: Eukaryota; Metazoa; Chordata; Mammalia; Eulipotyphla; Talpidae. The record is from RefSeq and is a predicted model, not a curated record. The transcript is spliced from 12 exons. Gene Ontology annotation, cellular component: mitochondrion. Gene Ontology annotation, molecular function: DNA binding; protein methyltransferase activity; N-methyltransferase activity. Gene Ontology annotation, biological process: protein methylation.